Cercospora beticola is the source of this 594-nucleotide messenger RNA. RefSeq lists its product as uncharacterized. Lineage: Eukaryota; Fungi; Ascomycota; Dothideomycetes; Mycosphaerellales; Mycosphaerellaceae. The record is from RefSeq and is a predicted model, not a curated record.
AUGAACUGUUGCUUCUCCAGUUUGCCGAAUUGUCAACAGUUUGAAGACAUCAAGAACGUCAACCCAGUAAUUGGAUUUGGACCACCCACGCCAUACAAAGGUCUUGCCUACACUGCGUUCGGACUCGGAGCACCUGUUGCUGGAGCCAUUACUAUCCAGGCCUCUUCAAAGCCUAACGCUAUCUUCGCUCCAUACCUUCUCACCGACCCUCUCGCUAAGCCAGAGAUCUCCAGCUCGUACUCUGGCAGCCAGGUCGUCUCGUUCGACAUGAAGUCGGUUGCGAGUGGUUGUUAUGCGGCAACACAGAACGGGGCCUUGGCUCCAGCGAUCAGCUGCACGAUCCGCUACACUGGCACCAAGGCUACUACUGGCGAAGAAGUGACUUUCGACGCCAUUUUCUUGGUCAAAAAGUUGAACGCCGCGGGCGUUUCGCUCGGUCCCGAGCCAGUCCAGACGCAGGUCUUUCCUGCACGCUUCAGCGGCUUGAAGAGCUUGAAGCCCCGAAUUCUCACGGCGGCUCUUCCUGCAGUCGGCGGCUUGACGGCUCAGAUGGCACUCGACGACAUUACAUACACGGCAAAUGUUCGUAAAUAG